GACUAGCUUUAUUUUCUCAGUAGCUGCUGAAAUUCCUACAGUGCAAUAUUCUGUAUUUGCUGUUUACUGUAUACAAUCGCGUCUUUUGUACUUAAUUUGUUACGUGAAAAAUGGAUAAACUCCUAUAAGCGUUUUACUAUCUUUUGUCUUUGAUAUAUUCCCAUAGAUGAAAGCUUGUAAUUUUUAUUCAGUACAAUAUCAUAUCCAAUUAAAAUGAUAUUUAGUGAAAUUGAAAUGAUAAAACGAUUGAGACGCAGAUUAAAGCGAACGGUUGACGGUUGACUAUCGAUGGGUAAAUAACUAACAAAAUCGAAUUAAUUAAAAUUCGAUGCCUCUCGGCAAUAAACCUGAAUGUGUCAAGUGUGGGACUCGAGAGACCCCACUUUGGCAUUCAACCGAAGCCGGUAAUCUUUGCAACGAUUGUCUUGAAGAAGAAAGAAAUUCAGAAGCGAGUUCAAACGUAAGAAACGAAGAUGAGGAUAAAGGAGGUUUGUUAAAACCUACCAGGAGAAGUACAAGGAUUACAAGAUAUUGCAAUUCUAAAUCAGUUCCACAUAAAAUUAUACCUAAAGGGAAAGGAAGAAGAAAUUUGUUCAAAAAAACUCCAGUUAAGGCACCAACAGCUACAGCAACUCCUGUUACAAGCAGUUAUGUAUUUUAUAAAGGCACUUAUUUUCAAGUAGGUGAUAUAGUUUCUAUGCAGGAUAUUGACGGAGGAAUUUAUUAUGCUCAAAUUCGUGGUUUACUCACAGAUCAAUAUUGUGAAAAAAGUGCUGCUGUCACUUGGCUCUUGCCUACCACUGCAAGUCCACCACCUGAUGAAGGAUUUAGUCCUGAGACAUAUAUUAUAGGACCAGAAGAAGAUCUCCCACGCAAAUUGGAAUGUAUGGAAUUUGUAAUGCAUGCUCCAUCAGAUUAUUAUAAAUUAAAAAAUACACCAUAUCCCCCACCACCUACAGAACACGGUACUGGAUAUAUCUGGACUACACUCAGAAAUGAAAUUGCUACAUGUAAAAGAUGAACUUUUUAAUUCAGUUGUUUAGUUGUUUUUAUGUUAAUAUUUUGGUUUCUUAUGUACAUUAUGAAUCUGGUAGAGAAAAAUAAAACAAAAUAAUUGAAGUAUAUUUAUAACUGUUUAAAUUUUUAAAAAUAAAAUUUAUCGUGAAUAUA
This is a messenger RNA of Bombus huntii, 1170 nucleotides long. RefSeq names its product GATA zinc finger domain-containing protein 1. Gene Ontology annotation, molecular function: zinc ion binding; sequence-specific DNA binding. The coding region runs from base 329 to 1021 and encodes 230 amino acids. Gene Ontology annotation, biological process: regulation of DNA-templated transcription; chromatin organization. Gene Ontology annotation, cellular component: nucleus. The transcript has 3 exons. Lineage: Eukaryota; Metazoa; Arthropoda; Insecta; Hymenoptera; Apidae. The record is from RefSeq and is a predicted model, not a curated record.